GCCGAUGUGUUCUUAUAAAUACCAGGCGGCGCAGCGCUGAGCCCUCAAAAUAAACUUGACACCGUGAUUCAUUCUCUUUGCAGGAGAAACUCAUCUAUUGUGACCGCCAUGUCCGAGACGGCUCCCGAGGCUCCGGCGGAGGCGGCUCCUGCGGCCCCCGCAGCGAAGAAGGCCAAGAAGGCGGCGCCGAAGGCCAAGAAGCCGCGCAAGGCCUCCUCGGGCCCGAGCGUGACGGAGCUGCUGACCGAGGCGGUGGCGGCGUCCAAGGAGCGCAGCGGGGUCUCGCUGGCCGCGCUCAAGAAGGCGCUCUCGGCCGCGGGCUACGACGUGGAGCGGAACAACAGCCGCCUCAAGCUGGGCCUCAAGAGCCUCGUGGCCAAGGGCACGCUGGUCCAGACCAAGGGCACCGGCGCCUCGGGCUCCUUCAAGCUCAACAAGAAGCCUCCCGGGGACAGCAAGGCGGCGGCCAAGAGGAAGGCGCCCGCCAAGAGGCCCAGCGCGGCCGCCAAGAGGCCGGCAGGGGGCGCCCGCAAGAGCCCCAAGAAGCCCAAGGCCGCCGCCGCCGCGCCCAGGAAGAAGAGCCCCAAGAAGACCAAGGCCGCGCCGGCCAGGAAGUCCAAGGCCGCCGCCAAGAAGCCCGCCAAGAGCCCCAAGAAGACCAAGGCCCCCAGCAAGCCCAAGCCGAAGGCCAAGAGCCCCAAAGCCAAGCCCAGGCCGGCCAAGAGCCCCAAGGCCAAGAAGACCAAGGCGGCGCCCAAGAGAAAGUGAGCACACACACACCCCGCCGCCACCCCAACGGCUCUUUUCAGAGCCACCCACACGCUCCACCCGAAAGAGCUGAGACACUCCCAAGUCCCAGGUGCAAAUGGUGACGGAAGAUGGCUCAUCUGGUGUCCAAAACAAGACCUUUGUGUUUGGCUACUGAGCACAAAGAGCUUUUGUCAUGUUUUGGACACCGGAAGGAUUUUUGGCAAUAGCCCAUUUCCUAGAGAAGUAGUGUCUAUCAGACCUCUGAACAAACCUCAAGAUUCUUGCUACAGAUGCAGGCGAAACGCCAGGAAAGAAUGCUACUGGAAGUCACAGUAACCCAGUGCCUGCAUCCCUUGUUCAAUAUAGGCUGGAUCGACACUGCCAUAUAAUCCAGUUUCUAAAUCCAGAUUGUCUGGUUUUAUCUGCUUUGAACUGGGUUAUAUGUUGUCUCCACACUGUCAUACCAAGUUCAAAGCAGAUCAUUGGGAUUCAGAAACUGGAUGAUACGGCAGUGUAGAUGGGCCUUUAGAUUCAUAAUUCCUCUUAUAUCAAUUUAUUUCCAAAUGUUUGCUGAACCUUGGCGUGAGAAGGUGGAAAGUAAACAAAACCUAUUGAAAUCAAGUGAUCGAUAAUCACGAGCCUGAACUCGGUACUUAAUUUUCUUAACUGACGUUAAGAGGGAUUUAGUGACAUUGCUUGAGCUGUCCUGGGAAUCCUGUACAUCGUAGUCCUACGAUUUAUUUAUUUACUACAUUUAUAUCCCGCCUUUCACACCCUGAAGGGGACUCAAGAGUGGCUUACAAAUUGUAUGUACAUACAAUAUAUUAUUAGCACAGCACAAUAUUAGCAUUAUAUAUUACUGUAUUGAACUAUACUGCUAUAAAGGUAAAGGUUUCCCCUGGUGUUAAGUCCAGUCGUGUCUGACUCGGGGUUGGUGCUCAUCUCCAUUUCUAAGCCGAAGAGCCGAUGUUGUCUGUAGACAUCUCCAAGGUCAUGUAGCCGGCACGACUGCAUAGAGCGCCGUUACCUUCCCGCCGGAGCGGUACCUAUUGAUCUACUCACAUUGGCAUGUUUUUGAACUGCUAGGUUGGCAGAAGCUGGAGCU
Molecule: messenger RNA, 1855 nt
Organism: Anolis carolinensis (green anole)
Lineage: Eukaryota; Metazoa; Chordata; Lepidosauria; Squamata; Anolidae
Product: histone H1-like
Exons: 1
Coding region: 109-768 (219 amino acids)
Biological process (GO): chromosome condensation; nucleosome assembly; negative regulation of DNA recombination
Cellular component (GO): nucleosome; nucleus
Molecular function (GO): double-stranded DNA binding; nucleosomal DNA binding; structural constituent of chromatin
Source: RefSeq, a predicted model, not a curated record